This is a messenger RNA of Porites lobata, 11764 nucleotides long. The record is from the annotation of a GenBank genome assembly. Lineage: Eukaryota; Metazoa; Cnidaria; Anthozoa; Scleractinia; Poritidae.
AUGUCAGGUGGCUAUUGUAUGGUAGUACAGUUUGGAUCUGCAGGAGCAGCCACACUCUCUAGUAAACCGGUGAGAGCAUUGUUUUUUUAACGUGGAGUCUUCAUUACUAGUUACUUCUUGCACAAACCCUUAUUCAAUUUAUAAACACUAUUUAUUACAACAUUUGCUCUAAGAGCCUAAAGGGCUCAUCUAGAGAGCUUGCGCUGUUUACAUUGAAGAUUUCAAAAACACAAAUACACGUCACAAUUGAACACUCACAAAAAAGUGAAAGAAUAAAAAGAAAAACAAAAUUGAAUGUAGAAACACAAACACACAGGCAGCAACUAACAGAAGCGAUUUAAUAGCGAAACAAACGACUGGACAAGCUGAAACAACCUAAUGAUAAUUUGAAAAUCAGCAGUAGAAGUACCAUUUAAAAGCCAAUCGAUUUUUUUGUUAUCUGAGGGACAAUGCCAUCUAUUUCCAAGUACUCCUUGUUCUUUAUUACUUUGGUAAUAAGCACACACUUUGAAGAGAAAUUGUACUUUUAUUUGUAAAUGUCUUUUUGUUGUCUACAACGUAAGGAAGAACUAUCUUAAGCAGAACACAUCAAAUAACCCCCCCCCCCCUUUUUUUGUCUUUUUCUUUUCCAUUGCACCUUAAACCUGUUCUCCUCCAAAUAAGCACGUCUGCUUGGUGGUAUAUUUCAUUUUUCCACAAGUAGGAGAGUUGUGUGUAGUAAUACAUACCAUCCAGUUUCGGAGAGUUCGUUGGCCACGACAGCUAAAUACCUUCCCAAUUCUUAAUGAUAGUAAGAGCCAACUAUGGUCGUUAACACAGAGUUUCACUUGCUGUCUCUUGCAGAUCACAUUCACAGCAAAGGCUGGUCUCCCUGUGAAGCUUGAACCGGAGACGAUGCCUGCGACUCCUACUGUUUCCAACACUCAAAGGACCAACAGCCGAACCCUGGUGAAGACACUCAAGUUACAACUUAAGGUACUAAUAUUUACUGUUUUUGGUUGUGUUCUCUCCUCAUUGUAAUGAAAAAAUGACCCCACAUCUUCAGUUACCAUUUCUUUGCGACGUCAUGCGUAUAAUUAUAGGCCAGCGUUGGUGAGCAUUAACUCUGUAGAGAAACUGGUUUGUGUAAACUUUGGGAAAAGAGUUGCAGAGUUGGUUGCCUGCAACGAUUUCGUCCGUAAUUAACUAGUCUCACUUUUAGCAGCACUGCCACUUUGAAGAUGAGUAGCAAAUCGCUGAAAAUGAGCAAAAGAAAAGAAAAAAAAAUGAACAACAAAAAGAUGAGUCCACUGACGGCGUCAAUGAAACGUAUCACGAAGGUGAUGACGAUUAUGUCACCAAGAAGUGCGUUUACGGCAUGAUGAAAGUGCAAGAGUCGAUGUCUCGUAAUUUAUUUGAAUCCAUGUCGACCAGUGUUAACAAUAGAAGUGAUGGUGUGAUCAAAGACCUGACAGAAUUGAAAUCAAGUAUUCAUAUCACCAUAAUCUUCUGUCUAGUAGCUUUCGCAACCUCUUUUUAAGUAGUAAUCGGGUUCACCAUAAUGAAACUCGACUAGCCUCUUAGUAUAGACCUCAUUUUUGUAGAACUAAUAUUAACCAGUUCAGUAUCCUUUAUCGAUGACCAACAAUCUGGAAUUCGUUGCCAAUUCCCCUAACCAGCUCUUCUUCCAUAUUUGUUUUUGGUUUUAAAAAAAGAUCUGAAAAAUUCUCUCAUUGAUAGUCGUUCUGUCGCUAAGUUUUAUGUUUUCUGUGCCCUCUGCACUCAAGUAAGUAAUUAGUAACGUUUCGUUGAUAACGUUAUUGAUUGAUUUGGUUGAUUGUUUGAUUUCGGCAGUACUCUGGCGUUGUGUUAUAUGUUUUUUGUUGGUUUGUUUGUGUAUUUAUUAUAUAUUUUUAUAUUCAUUUAUGUUUUGGAUUUAACAUAACGAACGUUGGUCGUUUUUCUCUUUUCUGAUCUGAAACCAACUAAUGUUGCAGCUCUCGUUAGUUGCUGAUCUCGCAACAACGUUAAAAAACCCUCUGCAUGUUCAAAGGUCCAUUUCAAUAUUCAACAUGGCUUGGUACACAUUUGUUGAACAACAGCUCAAACAUUUGUUGAUCAGCAAACUGGCUUUAGGCAGCCUUGAAACCAAUUUUUACUCUAUUUGCCGUUUGUUUCAGGACAAAUUCGAUAACCUGACUGGUGAGAAUCUGAAAGGAAAGGUGGUUGUCAAGGUAACGACACCAUCAGAAGGCAUUGACGAGAUCCCUGCUCUGACUGGAAAUGUGUACUCCUUGGAGGUACCCCUGGUCAAGGGCGUGGCCACUGUACAGAACCUCCUCAUUCAAGAGAACACUGCAGGCAAAGACGGACAGGAAUACCUGCUGAACUUCCAUACUCAGAUUCCUCCUAAUUCUUCGCCUCAUCCUAUUCCCGUGUUUACGUUGGCAUUCUUGUUUUACAAUGGCAAGUACUCUUCAGUUUCAUGUAGUGCUGACUUUCUUCUUCGUGAUUAACUUAAAGGAUAUCCGAUAGUUUGCUUGUUUGUUGUGUGACCUUCUUUGUUUUGAAAUAGCAAAUACACCGCGGUUUUCUGUAGUGCUAAUUUUCCUCUCCCUUAUAAAUAUUAGCACAAAUUAACAGGUGCUCGUUCUUUCUGCGACCUUUUUUUGGCAAGUACACAGAACUGCUAAAUUUCCUCUUCAUGAUUAACUUAAAAAAUAAAAUUCUUGUUCUUUGUUGAACCUUUUGAUUAACUUAAAAAAUAAAAUUCUUGUUCUUUGUUGAACCUUUUGUUUUAGACUGGCAAGUGCACUACGGUUGUUUUAUAACGAAGUGCUUAAUUUCCUCUCAUUGGUUAACGUUUAACCUUUACUUUUAGGCAGUGUUUUAACUAACACAACAUAUCACAUAAACAGUACCUUACUUUUUUGGUUUUAGAUGUAAGGAAACAGCAACAGAUGGCUCAGCUGACAAAAGAGAGAGAUCACUUAUUUGAGACGAUACGCACCUACCGGCUCCUUUUUGAAACUACGCGACAACUCAUUAACGAGAUGCAAGGUUGGUGGCAUAUUUUUGGUUCUUAGCAGUCGACACAAAAAUCUGGUCCCAAGAGUGACUAACAUCAAUUUUCUCCUAACAAUAUCACUGCAUCGUCAAGAGAAAAGGUUAUGAGAAAUAAUAAAAUGAUCACCAAACGGAAAUGCUUUGAUCUUUUAUCAAAUUCUCUCAACUAAUUCUGUAAGGAAAUGUAUGGAGAUCAGUCUGGAGAAUUCCUAUGUGAAUAUAAAUCCUCCAUAAAAAGACUCAAAAGCUGACGCAUUAAGUGCUAGCCCGUCGUCAGACCCUAAGAAGUGAGCCAUUACUAGAAGGCAAAUAAACUCUGUGGCCAUUCUCUUCCCCAGCCAUGUUAAGGUAUAUUUAUGUAUUUAUUUACUUAUUCCAUUGCCUUGUGGCGAUGAUUUUCUGACAGGAGCAGUGACCUCAGUGAAGUAUGUAACUAGUCGAUUUUUAGGCAGCGUGGCCGAGCGGUUAGAGCGCUGGGGAGGCUCCGAGUUCGAGUCCCGCUCCAACCGCUAGCUGGAUUUGUUCACGGUAGUCUCGAGUUGAAAUCCUCGGCCACGCUUGUAAAUAGUCAGCUGGUUUGCCUCCGGCCAGUUGGGAUUCUUAACCCUGUUAAGUUCAGUUUGAAUUAUUUGUUUCAGGCAUUUGCUCGGCCCCACUAGCAUUAGUGCUAUAAAUACUGCCGAGCGAAAAUAACGGAAUUAUUAUUUUUAUUAUCUGAGUUCCAAGUUCGUGGAUAUUAUUGAUAUUAUAAUGCUGUAAUGGUUACAACAGUUUUUAUUUAGUUUAUUGUAAGCUUAUUUUCAUGCAUGUUAGGGUUUAAGAUUUGAACAACCAAUUUUAUAAUUGAGCCAUAACCUUUAUUUUUGUCCACUGCAGUGUCAGUGCAUGAAGCUUCUUUACAAGAACAGAAGCUGAGAGGGGAACUCAGAAAACAGAACAUCCCUGCAAGCAGCUUAGCAUCGGUAAGGAGUAAUCCUGAUACAGGAUCGAGCCACCCUAAUGGAGUAGUUAGAGUAUACCAAGCUCAAGUCCAGAGGUCGCUGGUUUCGGUUUAACCAGAGGUCCCCUCUUUUUCACAGAGGCUUAGCGGAGACUAGAAGGGGUAAACGCACGUAGUGAAUGCUGGGAAGGGGAAGAGCGGAAGCGAGGUUUCUGCCAUUUCUCUUUGUCCGUCGUUCACACGACAACGCUUCCCAGUUAUAAAAGAAAUUAUGUUCUUGUCGUCGGAACUUCUGUUAGGGAAAAAAAUGAGGUGCAUAUGUAGCCACACGGCACUGGCUGGUUUUGAUUUAAGUUGGAUCUGAAUUCAACUCCUUGGCCAUGCCUGUUGGUGCCUCUGAAGCUUUUACGUUUACUUUCGUUUUCUUAUUUAGACGAAGUGCUAGAAAGUUGUGGAUGAUGCCUCAUUUUGUUACCGUGCGUACGUUUUGCAUAUUACCGGAAGGUCUCAUUUUGUAAAAAUCAAUUCGCACCAUAGAAUAGUAUUGUUAAAUAUCCGUUUCAUUUGAAUGGUCACACUAUAGCUCUGGGAGUGAAAGAGUUAAUCACUAGAGAGCUUUAGAUUUGAGGAGGAGAACGAGUAUGUGUAUGAGAUUUAACAUAAAGUUUCAGAAUCUAAGCUCUCUACUGCUUGUUUGUUCUUAGCCAUCAGCUGUGACUACAUUGAUAGAUGAAAUGUCAAAAAAGAGAGAUCAGAUCGCUAUUACUCCUCGCCGACAGUGUCUACUUCACCCUGGACCCCGUGGAGACUCUGGUAUUCUGGGAAAGGUUUGUUUAGUUUACUUUUCAAUGAGUUCACACUAUGCUUUAGUCUGACAAUUUUUUGCCCUUUUUCUAAAGCCAUAGCAAAGAGUGAUUUAUAAUAACCGUUAUGCAUGUUUACGUCAGACGAGUAUAUUUCACCACCCAGCCUCGUUUUGAAGUUGAAAAGUUGCCAAGUUGUGCAUAAAUGAAUUCCCAGGGCAGAAAAGUUGAAAAGAAUAUUCACGCCCAAAGGGUGCAAAUGCAAACAGUUUUGUUUACAAACGAGGUUUGGUGAAAUUUGCUCGACUGACGUAAUUAUGCAACUUCAAAUCUUAGUGACAGCCCUGACCUCGGUAAUGAAGACACUUGGCUCUACCUCGUCGGUAUACUUUUGUUGCGUGUUAGCGCUAACGCUUUUCUCUGUUCUCCCUGCAGGUAGCUCAUUUAGCUCAAGUGGUAGAUGACGACGUUGCGCGAGUACUGUCGUGGCACAUGGCAUCCGAUAUGGACUGUGUCGUUACUCUCACGACAGAAAAGGUUCGUCCGUAGACUUUCAAAAAAGUCCUUUUUCCGAUUUAAUAUGGCGCGGGACGAAGGUCGACCUUUCGCGACUUCGUCGUACGCUUGGUCGCUUGCUAAGACACUCGUGCUGUCGACUUCUAGCAAGUCUAGUUCGUUCCCUAAACCUCGUGUUUUGCCUGCUGUGCUUUUCGCUCAUAAUAAAUUCUCUCCCCUUUUGGGUAGCUAGUAUGUACGUAAGUUAUGCUGUUCCGCUCUAUCCUAUUCUACUGGACCUGUCGUUUUGUGCUCUGUAGGGUGUAUUUUUUAUUGCUGACAAGCGUUUGCGAGGUAGCUAUACUAUUGUUUGUGUAGCGAAAAAAUUCAAUUUUGUAGUAUUCUUUGUGUAGCGGCAAAUUCAAUUUGUGUCGAAUGUAAGAUCACCCGCAAACACACUUGGUCAUGACUAUCUUAGAGGUCUUCCUAUAUGACGUAGUAUAUCCGCACAGCGCUCGAUUGAAUGUUCAAGUUCCUGACAAACGGACAAUCUUGCCUGUUUAAACUGUCGAAUUCUUUUUCUUUUCCUCCGGUAUUAAUAAAAUCAAUCGAGUUAAAGGCUUCCGUGUUACCUCAGGAAUGAACCGUAACUUAAGUAUUUGCCUUACUGGUCGAAAGCACACUGAUUUCAUGAGCGAAUGUUUUACAUCAACGGGCAAAGUCAGCGACUAAUAUUUUGGCACAAAACUGUAAAUUCCUCUGCUGCUUAUUUCCUGGUAAUAAUUAUUACUGUCUCACUUCCAUGACCUCCACACAAGUCCUUUUGUAGCUCUCUAAAAUAACCAGUAACAUUUAUCUAGUUUUUUGUCACUUUUUGAAUAACACGGGUGACUGUUUAUUUUCAGGCAAAACAAGUGUAUCGCGACUCUAAUGGCCAGCAACAAGUGCUACCCUUGGAUUCUAUCUUCAGGCGUAGUUUACCAGAAUGGAAUAGGUACAGACCAAAUUAAACCCAGUUAUCAUAGACGCUGUGUCUCUCAGGAGUUUUCAAACCCAAACCUGCUUAACAAUUUUACACCAUAAAUCCUCUAUUAAGACCCCCCCCCCUCUCAAAUAUGCCCCCUCUCACUAAUAGGCCUCUCCUUUUCAGAGAAAGAAAGUUAAUAAGCCCCCUUCUCUUUAAGCCUCCAUCCCCUCCCCUCCGCUUAUUAUUCUUCAUUAUUUUAAUGAUAGACUGUAUUAAUCAGUCACGACAGUAAAACAUGGUGUGGACUGAUCCAGGACGGUUUAUUUACCAACUAGAAGUUCGGAAUUGUUAUUGAUUUUCGGCUGCAUGACUCCAACGUCUUGUACUGGAACUUUUCCUCUUUGUAUUCUAGUUCUUUAUGGUGAACUGAUACCAUCGUUUCUUCUAAAUUAGAUAACCCUCCCCUCUCUCUAACCCCUCCCCCACCUCAAAUGGGCUUGAAAUAAAUAAGCCCCCCCAAGGGGCUUUAAUUGAGGAUUUACGGUAAGUUGGUUUUUUUAACCCAAAGAAAAUUCAGGGAGUGCUCAAGUAGAGCCGAUCAAGUUUAUAAAAUUUCCUGCCCGGUUUUAUGAGUUACUCUACUACAUUAAAAUGUACUAUACUAUUAACUGCACGUUUAACCUGGCUUACACUCUCAUUCAUUCGCGUAGUCAGUUGUGAUGUCAUAUAAUGGUGAUCUAUCUUUUGAAUCUGUAGGCGAAUUCAUAUAGAACCCUCUGUUUCGGUAGGACCCUAUGCGUGAUUUUUCUUUCCUGAAUUUGUGAAAAUUAGACUAUUAACCCCCAGUGCAUUAGAAAAAGUUAGCAAUGCUUGCAGACAUGUCAGCAGCGGCCUGUGAAUAUGCUAGUGAGCACGCUCAAGAAUUUUCCAGUGGCCUCAGAGUUUUAAGCCUGUAGCGUAGCUUAGCAAUGAGUAGCCAUUAAUACUGACUGUUAAUUUUAGAGCUCUUCCACAUAUACGAGGUCAGGGCAGUUACAAUCCGUCUGGUAACCCUGUAUACGCAAGAGAUAUGUUGAUGUUUCCAACAGAGGCGGAAAAUUGCAAGCUAGGUAAUACGAAUGUGUAUGCAAGAGUACUUAUUGUAGGGCCUGUGCGACAAUAGACCAUUAGAUAAUCAUUAGCCUGCUCUAUGUUCUCUAGUUUAAAAACAACUGUUUGGGCCAACGCUCGAGAGGCGCCGGCGGAAUCUCAUGCGCGAGUGGCAAGCAGAUUGGCUCAUUCGAUAAGUUCUUGAAUGGAGAACUUCUCUAAGGCCAAGGUAAUUUGCUUGAAAGAAAGCAGUGCUGAGGGACGUUGAAUAGAAAUGAAUUUUCUGUUGAGGAAGGUGAACGUUUCGCUUACCCGUUGUCACAGAGAUACCCAUUGGUGGAGCUCCGUAAUUAGUUGCAACAAGCGAGCGUAAACGGCAAGAAUCAGUUACAUGCUCCCCCCUCCCCUAAAUUAGCCGGACGACAGUUUCUCCAAAUAGGCAGCUAAACAUUGGCUAGUAUAGGGUACAAAUACGUUAAACCCAGGAAACAGUCCCCCUUAAUGCACAACAUCCACUUCCCGUUUGUUGACAUUUCCAGUGAUUCCACGCUCAGAGGUAGAAAUAACUUUGUCAAGAUACAUUGUUAUGGGUUUAGGAACUACCACUCUUAUGCUCCGUGAACAUCUACCAAUGCUUGUUGGGUAUCAGAGGUCUUUUUAUUUUCCUCGCGUGCGGCGGGGUGCUUCGAUGUCGGUAACAGACCGAAGCCGCGAGUCACUUUCACCAGAAAUUACACUAGAAACGUCUUUGCUGUCCGGGGUAUACAAAGUUCUUCGUGACUGUCAAAAAUUUUCCUCAAACUCAAUAACAAAUAAAUGUAUCGAGAAAACAGACAAAUUCUAUACCAUGAAUUGCGACACCUAAAUCAAACACUCGAAAGAGUUUUUCAUUUGGAAUCCAAAUAACCUUGACGUCACUAUGCCUCAUUUUUCAACUCACUUCUCGUUUUCUGCCCUAGGGGGUACUCCCUAUAAUGGCCUAUACGGAGAGACUCCGCCCGAAAGGGGUACCUUUUUCAGACCUCAGGUAUAUGGAAGGGUUGGGAUUUUUACCAGUUGAAUUAUAUGAAAGUGGUGGGAAAUCUGUCCUUUGGGCCUGUGAAAGGGCUCAAAGGGCUGAGCAGAUGAAUUUCAGUGUUAUGGCUUUAUAAAGUCGGGAAAACGUUCUAUUUUUGUGAUUGAUUCCUACUUAAAGGACAAUGCAUUUGCAGCAGUUAAAAAGGGGUACCUUUUUCGUGAAAAAUGGUAUAUAAAAGGGUAAGGGGUUGGACCUCGGGGCGUAGCCUCCCCGUGUAAAAAUUUGUUGAGUACGCCCCCGGGAUUUUCUGCAUGUUUUUUGAAACUUUCCUCGGGUUUGAUUCAUUGCUUGUCUCAUUGCAGUGUUCGGUAUGUUACUGGGUGAUACACUGAUCCUAGAUGACCUGGACUGUGCAAAUAAAUACAGACAACAGGUGAGUACACUUGUUGUUAAUGCAUUUAAGGGUGAUGUUAUAUCGGACGAUUCGCAGCAACGAUUUUUAGCGCUAGACAGCGUUGCAACAUUGUUGUGACAUUGAUUCAAAUGGUUGCAACGUUGUUCCAACAUUGCCGGCAAUGCUGUGCCACGGCUGGCUAUUUCAUGUUGUUAAUAUUGCCGAUUAAGCUUCCUUGUGCGCAAUGAAACUAAACGUAAGGGGAAAAAUUUUCUUGUAAACGACAAAAUCACAGCUUCUCGUCAAAUAAAUGUCUCUCAAGCAUUAUAUGAAACGUUAAAUACGAGCAAAAUGAACUUUGGAAACUGUUAGGCUAACAAGUUUUCAAAAAUCGGUAAUUGCAAUCCGUUUUAGUCUUCCUCAGCUGAGUUUGUCCGCCCCUGCCUCUUUUUGUAUUUGCUGUGCCAUUAAUGCUUUGUUUAAAUGUUUUGAGCGGUUACGGUAUUUUUGUUUCACUCAAUUUGGUGGCGGUUUCUACUGUUAGAAUUUUGAUACGUAAUUCAUGACUCAGCUCCUUUAACAUCAAUGUACUAGUGACGACAUGACAUUUUUACAUUUAGCCUGUGUAGCUGGCGGGAUUGUUAUGCCUUAUUCAAAACGGGAGAGACUCGGAGAGGGUUGAAUCCACACCAGGCUCCAGGCUACCGUCCAGUGGAUAACUCAAUUGAUUUCCCUUAUACCUAUUCGCUAGACAGAGAUUUAUUUAUCCAGUAGAUAGCGCUGUCCAACGUUUGAACGAUGAUGGGGCGGGUUUUUCGAGCCUUUAAGCUAAUUGCAAAAUUACAGACAUAGCUGUGGCUUGAGAUAAAGCCACUAACAGACGACUGCAAUGCAAUAAAGAAAACUAUUGAUUUACGCCUGACUAUAGUGAACUUAACCAAGGACGUUUUAGAGCGACACGCACCAACCAGAAGUGGCUGUUUUGCAUCAUUGGUCAACAGUUUUUUCCCAAAUUAAAUUUCUGGCAAUUCGUCUCAGUAAGAGUAAAGAUACCGUAUUUAUUCGAUUAACCUGCCCUGGGCGCUUAUUAAAUUUUCACCAUUUUCAGCAAGUCAAGUAUGUUUAUUUUGCAACAAACAAUAAAUGGUAAUAACAAAACGCGAAGAUGUAACAAAGUAAGGUCUUUGUAAAAUGCUGUGAAGAAAACUUCGUCUUCGGGGAAGUCUCUUAUUAGUACUUAUUCAAUUUCAAUUUCAAUCUCAUUGUCACUCAAGUCAAUAAGUGAAUUCUCUGGUGCUGCCUCCUCGAUGUCCGACAUCGGGGAGUGGAGUGGGGGUGGGCGCUUAUUCGAGGUGGGCGCUAAUUUGAGGUUGGGCGCUUAUUCGAAUAAAUACGGGCUUAACAAGGCACAUUUGUUAGCGUCAAGGUAAUGAGAAAAGGUUUCACUUCCGGUUGACGUGCUACGUCCAGAAACGUCUUUGCUUAAGCGCUCUUGUGUAUUGUUAUGAUGUAGGUUGUAAAGCACACUCAUUGUCCUACGAUUCUUACCAGAGGAGGAGAUCGCAUCAGAAGUAACGGUAAGUUAUUUAGCCCAUUAACCUUUAAGUGACUAGUGUUUAAGAUUUCUCCCUAUUCUUACACUGUUCAGUCAAACAUAAAUACCGUGAGAAAAAGCACAUGAUCAGCAAGUGAAAAAGGUCUUGAUUACGCAGGAUAUGCGUGGAGAACGUUGUGGAGAAUGUUUGUAUUAAUUUUAGGGUUUAAAGGGUCGCACCAAUCCCCGUGAUACUGUUUCUUCUAGUGAGAAUUUUAAUCUCCAUAGUUUUGCUCUCUUGCAAAGGUAAAUUCGGCGGACUGCAGAACAAAGCUCCUCCUCUUGAGAGAAUGCGCGGCGCAGUGUUCGCUGCGCCUCUUCCGCUGACAUUCCAUUCACUGACAACGCAGAUCGGUGAGUGACAAAUAAAGCUCUUCUCAUUUUUCACCGCCAAUGUAUAACUCCAACAUUGCUGCUAAUGUUUUUCUUUAUUCAUUAUGUUGUCAGAACAACUACAAGCUUUUAAACAAGCCGUUAUCAAACACACACAAGCCAAGGAAGAACUUUCGGUAAGCUUAAAGAAGCGCAUCGCAUUGGUUUUUUUUUUUUCUUUCGUACACAAAUCCACCCUGCUGUCAGUCUUCUUUUCUUGAGAGCGGAUGAGAAGGGGAAGUUCUGCCUGAAUCGCGAUCGCGUCGAGUCUUGUUUUAACUCUUUAAGUCCCAAAAGUGACCAACGUCAUUUUUCUCCUAACAAUAUCCGUAUAUUGUCAUAAGAUGAGGUUAUGAGAAUUAAUAAAAUGAUCGCCAAAGAAAAAUGCCUUGAUCAUUUAUUGAAUUCUCUCAACUUAUUCUUAAAGGAAAUGUAUGGAGAUCACUUUGGAGAAUUUGUAUGUGUAUAUUAAUUGGGGCUUAGAGGGUUAAGGCCGCUUUCCUUCUUAUCGUAUUGGUGAGCGCGACCCCAUAACUUAAAGAUUUGAAUCCGCUUUCACUACUUUUCUGUUCAGAUCAGCUCGCCAGUUUAUUUUCAAAACAAAUCGUUGGUAACGGUUAGCUGAUUUACGAAUUUGAUCUUGGAGCAUUUGAAGGGAACACUUUCUCUAUCUCCUUUCUCUAACAGCUGCAGCUACAGCACGGACAAACGGAGGAGAUGAAAAUUAAACACCGGGAAUGCAGAGAGGCUGAAACCCAGUUACGCAUGAUUGAGGAGCGUUUGGGCAUGACUCCGACCCAGUACAAUAUGCCUCCCAGUCCGGCCACUAUGCUGCUGACAGAAAUCAACACUCCACCUACAAGAACAGCUACCUCGCGUCGCUCCAGCGCACGAGCUGCGGCUGCGGCUACCGCUUCUCCGACCUUAUCGACUCCGGUCGUAAAUGGUUCGAGCAACGCAUCGGGAAACACAACUUCUCCGCGAACGAGGCGAGGUGCUGCGAUCUCCCCUGAAGAUGUAAGAACCAGUAAACGAACGCGCCGAUGA